UAGAUUGAUCUAACAACGAGACAAAUGAGAUGAAUAUUCUUUCUCAAAUGUCACCAUAGGUGCUACUCUCUUGAAUUAUUAGUAUAAGACACUAGAAAUGAUAGUGACACAUAAUUGUAUUAUAAGAAAGAAGAAGUAGUAGUAUAGGGUUUGAGGUCAAUAUAAAUGAUGAUGAUAUGCUACAUCAAUUCAAAGAGAAAUUGAGAUGAUCAUCAUAGUUUCCCAAAAUGACCAAUAAUAGUAGUAAUAAUAAUAAUCCUUUCUUGUUCCAUAACACAGAUUUUUGGGAUGUUGAUUCGGACACUGCUUCCUUUGGGUUCCAAUCAUUGAAAACCAAGAAUGAUUUUGAUGAGCCAUUUGAGGAUUCUUUAUCAUUUGAGAUGAUUGACUUCUCAUUAUCAUCAUCAUCAGAAUCAAGAACCCUAAAGAAGGAGAAGAAUCGUGAAAAGGAAGAGGAAGAUGAUAAAAGAAGAGGAAGAAGAAGUUACAUAGGAGUUCGAAAGAGGCCAUGGGGAAAAUUCGCAGCGGAAAUUCGAGACACAACAAGAAAUGGAAGAAGGGUUUGGCUUGGAACAUUCGAGAGUGCUGAAGAAGCUGCUUUGGCUUAUGAUCAAGCUGCAUACUCCAUGAGAGGCUACUCUGCUCUUCUCAACUUUUCUUUCCAAAGGGUCAAAGAUUCUUUGCAAGGAAUCAUCAUGGAUUCUGAUUCCAACAACAAACACAAACCCUUUUCUUCUUCUUCUUCUUCACCUGCACUUGCACUCAAAGAGAGGAACUCCCUCCAAAGAAAAUUGUCAUCAUGGUCCUCAAAGUCUAAAAACAAGAACAAAAGCAAGGAAUCAUCAUCAUCAUCAUCAUCUAAGGAAUCUUCAUCAACUACUACUGCUAAUAGUAAUGGUGGUGUCAUGGUUUUAGAGGAUUUGGGAGUUGAAUAUCUUGAGCAUCUACUAACCAUUUCAGAAUCUCAUCAUCAAAACACAAGCCCUAACUACUAUUGCAACAACAAUGAAGUCUUGUUCCACUCGUCAGGUGCGAUCGUCUACAAUGAUCCAACAAUAGUGUAGUA
Molecule: messenger RNA, 1066 nt
Organism: Arachis ipaensis
Lineage: Eukaryota; Viridiplantae; Streptophyta; Magnoliopsida; Fabales; Fabaceae
Biological process (GO): ethylene-activated signaling pathway; regulation of DNA-templated transcription
Molecular function (GO): DNA binding; DNA-binding transcription factor activity
Source: RefSeq, a predicted model, not a curated record